Messenger RNA from Trichosporon asahii var. asahii CBS 2479, 648 nucleotides. RefSeq lists its product as uncharacterized. Gene Ontology annotation, molecular function: small GTPase binding; guanyl-nucleotide exchange factor activity. Lineage: Eukaryota; Fungi; Basidiomycota; Tremellomycetes; Trichosporonales; Trichosporonaceae. The transcript is spliced from 3 exons. Gene Ontology annotation, cellular component: nucleus. Gene Ontology annotation, biological process: protein import into nucleus. Bases 1 to 648 code for a protein of 215 amino acids. The record is from RefSeq and is a predicted model, not a curated record.
AUGGCCGACGUGCAGACUACGACCCGCCCCCUCUUCGGCGGCGCCAUCUCCUUCGAUGUCCCCAAGGACUACAUCGAUGCCUCUGACCUCCGCCAGGUCCCCGACAACCAGGAGGUGUUCCUCUCCAACGACUCGGACACGGCGAUCAUCUUUGAGAUCCUCGGCGCCGUGCAGGAUGGUGGAGCCGCGAGCGACAUGUACGAGGCUGCCAACGUCGCGCACGACAACGCCGCUCUCUCGGCCACUCUGACGACUCCCCCUCCUCCGACGCACGUUGUGCCAGCGCAGACGCAACACGUUCAGUCCGCCUCCGAGCUGCAGACCCCGCACCCCACCGUCGUCACGGGUAUCCAGAAGGUGCACAAGUUCUCGCACGACCCCUCGGGAGCCCCCCGCCGAGGACACGAGAAUGACGCCCCGGACGAGGUCUGGAUCGGGCUCGCGCUGUGGCGCAUCGACGUCGACAUUGCGGGACACAAGAAGAAGGCCGACAUUGUGUGUACCGCCAACGUCCCCCUGAAGGAGGCGGCGGAGGGAAACCCGAACGGCGUCACGAGCGAGGAACUCGCCAAGGUCGAGGGAUGGUGGCGCAAUGCUGUUGCCGGGAUGAAAAUCAACGACUGGAACCUGUUCGGCGACGAGAACUAG